Brachypodium distachyon (stiff brome) is the source of this 3051-nucleotide messenger RNA. RefSeq lists its product as uncharacterized. Lineage: Eukaryota; Viridiplantae; Streptophyta; Magnoliopsida; Poales; Poaceae. The transcript is spliced from 16 exons. Bases 325 to 2808 code for a protein of 827 amino acids. Gene Ontology annotation, molecular function: DNA binding; protein binding. The record is from RefSeq and is a predicted model, not a curated record.
UUCUCUCCCUUCCAGUCAGUCCAGUCGUCCUCGUUAAACCCGCGCCUCCGCUCCUCGGCGCUGCGACCUUCCACUCUCAAACUUUCCAAUUCCACUCCCUCGCCCGCGCCCCGAAUAAAUCCGCGUCUCCUUCCAUUCCCAGACCCCCACCAAACCCUCGCCAAUCCUUCCCCCGCCGCCGCUUCCCCCCCAAACCCGCCACGCCGCCGUCUCGGAGGCCGUGGGCGGGGGGUUCCGUUUGGGUCCGCCGGUUCGGAGCAGUUAUUUGAGCGAAUCGCGGAAUCGGAUUCGCGCCGUUGGCCGGCGCGUGGGGUGGAUAGGAGCAUGGCGAUGGACGGAAUCAAGCCCAGGAGGUGGGGGAAGCGGGCUGAUGAUUACAUGGCCGAGUUCAUGUGCUUCGUCUGCAUGGACGCUGGCCACGUCCGCGUCUGCGACGUUGAGAACUGCCUCAAAGCUUUCCAUCCAUCCUGCGUGGGAAAAAAAGACGACCUCUUUAUGUCCGACGAAGAAUUUAUUUGUGUUUGCCACACAUGUGUUAAUUGCAAAAGGAGUUCAGUCUAUCGAUGCUUGUGUUGUCCAAGAUCUGCUUGUGAAGAGUGCCUUGGGGAAAUUGAGUUUGUCCAAGUGAAGCAGAUCAGAGAAUUAUCCGCUUCUCAUGGAGUCAUCCUCGGAGACUUUAAGUCCGCCCAAAUGAAGCAGGGCAAAGGAUUCUGCAGCACCUGUUUAAAUCUGACACUAGUGCUGGAGAAAUAUGCUGAUGCUGAUUAUGAAAAGGCAAGGGCUGAUUUUGGAAGGACUGAGUACUAUGAAUCUGGCUUUGUAGGCUACUGGUCAUUCAUUAAAGACCAAGAGGAAUUGACAUUACUUGACUUGAGAAUAGCAAGGCAUCUUCUUAAAAGAAGCCAAAGCUCUAAAGAAGGGAGGGAUUCAGAGAAAUCUCCAGAACAGCAUCGCAAGACAGAUGGAAGUUCAUCGGGUGACAAUGAUAAUGCUGGGGAAACAUUUAGGCCUGACAAAAUGGACAUACCAAAUGAAGUGCAAGCAUCACUGAAGAGAAGAAAGGCAAAGAAGAAAACAUAUGUUGGCUGGGCUUCAAAAGAGCUAACUGAUUUCUUGUCAUGUAUUGGUAAGGAUACAACAAAGCCUAUUGAACAUUUCAAAGUUACUGAAGUUGUCAAGGAGUACAUCAGACAGAGGAAUCUAUUCCAGGAUAAGAAGAAAAAAUCUGUCGUGUGUGAUGAUAACUUGCAUUCUUUGUUUAGUAAAAGGAAAGUGAAGUACAAUCUGAUUCAUGGCCUGCUGGAUACACAUUUUGCUGCCAAUGCCAUUUCAGAAUCAGAGGAUGAAACUGAUGGUUCUGAUUACGACGAUGGUUCAACUGUGCAAAAAAAGUUACGGAAUUGUUUGGAGCCAACAAUUCUGAAGAGGGUUCCAGAAGUAAACAAGAGAUGUCUUGCCUCUCUUAAUCAGAAGAACUUGAAUUUAAUUUAUUUGAGAAGGACGUUAGUUACGAAACUUCUGGGUCAGCCAGACACAUUUGAACAGAAAGUACUUGGCUGUUUGGUUAGAGUUAAGAAUGAUCUCAAGAGUUAUAGUUAUCAGAUGUCUAAGAAAUAUUACCAGAUUGGGUUUGUUACAGGCAUUAAGAGGUCUUCAGAGGAAUACAAGAUAAAGGAUACUUGUACAGAUAUUCUUUUUUGUGUUUCCAGCAUGUGGGAUGAUGUCAAGAUUACCAUGCUGUCAGAGGAGGACUUUGAGGAGGAUGAGUGCCAUGAUAUUCUAUUGACCAAGAAAGAGCCCUUGAAAAGGCCUACUGUUGCUGAGUUAGAGGAAAAAGUGGCAAGUGUACAUGCAGACAUAGUAAAUCAUUGGAUGGACAGGGAGCUUCUUAGGCUGGAAAAACAGAUAGAGAGAGCAUUUGAUAAGGGGUGGCGCUGCGAAGCGCAUGAUCUACUUUGUAAACAAAAGCUUCUAAGGGCACCGGCUGAAAGGCAGCGUCGCCUUGAGGAGAUCCCAGAAGUUAUUCCAGAUCCAGAGGAGGAGAAUAAAGAAGCUGAAACUGAAUCAGCAGCAAGCAACUUUUCUCAAGGAAAUAGAGGUAUAAAAAGGAAGAUUGCUGCUUGCAUGAAUUUUGCGGAAGAAAAAAUUAAAGAUGCAACAACACAAGUACCUGUUUCUUUGGAAACCAUUAUAGAGGAAACGGCAGAAGGUGCAACGGUACAACCGUGUGAUUCUUUGGAAGUUGUUCCAGAGGAAUCACGAGAAGGUGUAACACAGCAAGUCACUGAUCCUCUGGCAGUUGGUAUACAGGAAUCGCCCGAAGGUGCGUCUGUGCAAAUUGAUUCUGCCUCUGAAGUUGCUUCUCAAGCUGAUGGCAAGGCCCUUUGUAAUGCUGACACUCCUCGUUCUGGACUGCAUACUCUAGUGCUCCCUGGUCAAGUUACUGCGGAUGGGGAGGAUAAAAAUGGCACGAGGCAUCACAAUGAGAUCAUCGAUCUGGAUGGUGAUGAUGAUGAGCUUCAUGCGGAGCAGCGUGAGCCUGAAGCUGCACAACGUGGUUCCCCUGAAGCACUCACUGCUUCAGGACCCUUGUUUACGGUCACGCCAAGCGCUCCAGAUGGGCCUGACUCUGUCAAGAUGUGGUACUACAUGGAUCCCCAAGGACAACAGCAAGGGCCGUUCUCAAUGUUUCAACUGCGGUUUUGGCAUCGAUUGGACUGGUUCGAUAAAGACUUCCGUGUGUGGCACAUAGGGCAGAAACCAAAGAGAGCCAUCUUGGUUGCUGAUGCUGUCCAGAUGAUAUUCUAAUGUGGCAGCCCAGAUUGUAGGUGUGAGCUCCAGUCUUUAGUUCAAAUUUGAACUAAAUACCAAACCUGUACCAAAAAGUACCGCUUCCAAGCAAUCCCUAAGCAUGGAGUUAGGAACAAAAAUAAAGUUUUGGCGAAGGUUUACCUGUCUUUGAAGUUAAUGCAAAUGUUUACCUGUCUUUAAAGUUAAUGGAAUCUUUUACCUGUCUUUGGUGUUAAUGCAAAUGUUUACGCAGCUGGUCUA